AUGCUAGGCGAGGAGUCAAAAUCGGCAGACUACUGGAAGGAGUGCGGAGACGCUGCCCUGGCUAAUGGAAUUGAGCGCAUCAACAUCAUGGGAGCUCACUGGGCCGCGACCGGGGAUGAGAUCCAAGUAGCUACAAACCCGAAUCCGACGAAAGCGCCCAUUGGCGGGGUGCAUCCCCGGAAAUAUGUCGACUACAAGCUGGUCCCUGACUUGAAUAUGGCCUUGAGGGUGAUCGACACUCUAAGAAAGGAAGGCUUCAAUUGCAACCCGAAUCCCGACUUCCAGUGGAUCCACGACGUGUACUUACUCUUGAUCUGCGCAUUCCCCAACGGCUGCCCGCCAACAACUAUUAUCAGCAUGAAUGCACGAUUCGAUCCCCACUACCACAUGCGGGUCGGUGCUUCUCUACGCUACCUGCGUCGGGAGAAGAACGUUCUUUUCAUUGGUUCCGGAGGCGCCGUCCACAAUCUGUACCGCAACGUAUGGAAACCGCUAUUGCGCUACGCUGAUAACUUCGCCAUGGAGACUCCUCCUGGCAACUGGGCUCUAGACUUCCGUCAGGAGUUUGAGGACUGCGUCACAAAAAACAGUGGCCCAGCGUUGCGCAAGGCGAUGGCUAUGCUAAUGAAGCUUCCCAUAUACCGGGACGCACAUGCCACUGAUGACCACUUCAUGAGUGCGAUGUUCGUUGCGGGCCUUGUAGGCUCAGAUGAAGACUGCGGAACCCCCGUGGUGCUAGGGGCGGAGGAUUGGGAGCUCACCAAUAUGUCGAAGAAGGUUUCGUUGGAGACAGGGCCUGCGAAGUUGGAGAAGAGCAAGCACAAUUAUCUCUAA
Molecule: messenger RNA, 834 nt
Organism: Colletotrichum chrysophilum
Lineage: Eukaryota; Fungi; Ascomycota; Sordariomycetes; Glomerellales; Glomerellaceae
Exons: 3
Coding region: 1-834 (277 amino acids)
Molecular function (GO): zinc ion binding; oxidoreductase activity, acting on single donors with incorporation of molecular oxygen; ferrous iron binding
Source: RefSeq, a predicted model, not a curated record